CAUAUCCACAAAGACACAAACAAUUUUCACAUUGUUGAGAACACAAAGAAACAAAGAGAAAAAAAUAAAUGGUUGUGAAGACAUGUUUAAGGGGAUAGAAGAUAGUAGAGUGAAGGAAAGAGGAGGAUGAAUUUGUCAUGCAGUCCAUGGCCACUCGCUUUACUACCCAUUCUUCUUCUUCUUUCACCUCUUCUUACAUUCACAAUUGUAAGGUUAAGCAUUCAACAAAUCCUGCUGUUCUGCUUUCUUCUUUUAGUGACAGAAAACCCCCUUACAACACCCUUGUAUUCCAGGCUGUUAGGCUUUUGGGUCCUCCAGCAAGAUUUGAAGCUUCAAAGCUGGAAGUCUAUUUAAAAGGAGAAGAAGUUGAUAAAUACUCUAGUAUCGUGCCAAGGACGUACACACUAUCCCAUUGUGAUUUUACUGCUAAUUUGACAUUAACCAUCUCAAACAAUAUCCAAUACGAUCAGUUGAAAGGGUGGUAUAAUAAGGAUGAUGUGGUUGCUGAAUGGACAGAAGUGAAAGGCAACUUGUUUCUUGAUGUCCACUGUUGUGUGAGUGGACCGAAUCCCCUACAGGAGCUAGCUGCCGAGUUCAGAUACCAUAUCUUCUCCAAGGAAUUGCCAUUGGUACUUGAGGCUGUGCUCUAUGGGGAUUCAGAUUUUUACAAGGAGCAUGAAGAACUAAUGAAUGCUAUUGUUAGAGUCUAUUUCCAUUCUAGUUCGAAGAAGUACAAUCGUGUUGAAUGUUGGGGUCCUCUAAAAGAUGCUGCUAAGGGAAAACAAGGGGACUACAUCAAUAGUUUGCUCUCGACAAGCAAGGGAGAUUUUCACCCUCCGAAAAUCCAGGGAAGUGCAAAAUCAAUCUUCCAAGCUCUUUUCACCUUCCUUCUCUAAGCUGAUACACUAAGGUGAGAGAGUUCAUGGAUUAUGGAUGUUUCGAUUUGGGCUGCCUAAUAAUUCUACUUUUUGCGGUUCAAAGGAUCUCUCUAGAAACACAUUGUAGAGUCAGUCAUGGGAUCCUACAUUUCGAUGAUUUGUAAAGACGGGAAUUGUUUGCAAGGUCAUUAGAUUCUUUUGUAUGUAUGUAAUUGCAUUCUUGCGAAUGAGCUCUUGACUGAAAAUUCUUGUAAAAACCAAAGACUAUUUUCCCUUUCACAUGAUCAAUCGGUAAUUGUUCCA
Molecule: messenger RNA, 1181 nt
Organism: Lycium barbarum (goji berry)
Lineage: Eukaryota; Viridiplantae; Streptophyta; Magnoliopsida; Solanales; Solanaceae
Product: magnesium dechelatase SGRL, chloroplastic
Exons: 5
Coding region: 138-896 (252 amino acids)
Source: RefSeq, a predicted model, not a curated record